AUACAUUAAUUGAAUGGAUAGCUCGCUCGCUCUCUCUCUCUCUCUCUCUCUCUCUUGCGCACACAUCUUCUCUUCUCUUUCUAUCUCCAGUAACAGUCACAAGCGUUUGUGAGCACCUACAGGCACAGAAAUGGCAACGGAAAAUUUAGAUAAGCAGAAAACUAUCGAUCUCCGAAAGAAACAUGUUGGUCCGUCCUGCAAAGUGUUCUUCAGUCAUGACCCUAUCAAGAUUGCGAAGGCAAGAGGACAGUACAUGUACAACGAAAAAGAUGAGAAAUACCUGGAUUGUAUAAAUAACGUUGCACAUGUGGGUCAUUGCCAUCCAGAUGUGGUUGAAGCAGGAGCAAAGCAAAUGGAGCUUCUCAACACCAACUCUCGCUUCCUACAUGACAAUCUGGUCCUAUAUGCUCAACGUCUCCAAGCCACUCUUCCUGAAAAGCUCUCUGUGUGCUACUUUGUCAACUCAGGGUCUGAGGCAAAUGAUCUGGCCCUGAGAUUGGCCUGGCAGUACACUGGCCACAAAGACAUCAUCACACUAGAGAAUGCCUACCAUGGUCAUGUGUCAUCACUCAUUGAUAUCAGUCCAUAUAAGUUUCAUCAGAUGGCUGGUGCAGAGCCAAGCCAACAUGUGCACGUGGCUCUCAGUCCAGACAUUUAUAGAGGCAAAUACUGUGAGGACCACCCUGACCCUGCCACUGCCUAUGCUGAAAAUGUCAAAGAUAUAAUCGAGCAGGCCCAUAAAAAGGGACGUAAGAUUGCCGCUUUUAUCGCUGAGUCACUGCAGAGUUGCGGAGGGCAGGUCAUUCCUCCAGUGGGCUACUUCCAGAAAGUGGCACAGCAUGUGAGAAAUGCUGGAGGCAUUUUCAUUGCUGAUGAGGUCCAGGUGGGCUUUGGCAGGGUGGGCACCCACUUCUGGGGCUUCCAGCUACAGGGAGACGAUUUUGUACCAGAUAUUGUUACAAUGGGAAAACCUAUUGGAAAUGGCCAUCCAAUGUCAUGUGUGAUCACCACCAGAGAGGUUGCCGAAAGCUUCAUGUCAUGUGGAAUGGAGUACUUCAACACAUUUGGCGGUAACCCAGUAUCAUGUGCUAUUGGACUGGCAGUGCUGGAUGUAAUUGAGAAGGAAAAUCUCCAAGGCAAUGCCCUGCACGUCGGAGGUUACCUGACUCAGCUUUUGGAUGAUCUGAAGAAAAGACACCCUUUAGUGGGUGACGUGAGGGGCCGUGGCCUGUUUAUUGGGUUGGACCUGGUAAGAAACCGGGAUAAGAGGACACCUGCCACAGCUGAAGCUCAGGAUGUUAUUUACAGACUAAAAGAGCAGCGGAUACUGCUCAGUGCUGAUGGCCCACACCGCAACAUUCUGAAGUUCAAGCCUCCCAUGUGCUUCUCCAGAGAGGAUGCUGAACUCGUCGUGGAGAAGAUUGACCAAAUUCUGACAGACUUAGAAAAUACUUUGGGCCUCCAAAUGUCUGAAGCAGUAAUCUCAGAGAAUGGACACACUAAGAGAAAGGAACCCAGUGAUGAAAAUGGCCUCAUUCAUCCUUCAAAUGGCAGCAGCCACAAUCACACUGGCACACUACCUCAUGACAAAAAAAACAAGAAGAGACUAAAAACCUAAUGAAACAUCAGGGGACAGACUAACUGUUUUUAACAACAAACUAUUUAAUUAUAUCCGUUAUCUUUUUCCAUGUUUUAAUGGAUCUAAAACUACACUGUAUAAGGGUUGUUUUGCCAUAUACUGUAUUUUAGUGGUGCCAGUCAGAACUGUAACAGUGUUUUUGGUUUAUGAGUUUUGAAAAAAUACCUCUCAUUAAAAUAAAACUAUCCAAUAUGA
Messenger RNA from Onychostoma macrolepis, 1834 nucleotides. RefSeq names its product ethanolamine-phosphate phospho-lyase (gene etnppl). The record is from RefSeq and is a predicted model, not a curated record. NCBI's taxonomy places the organism in Eukaryota, Metazoa, Chordata, Actinopteri, Cypriniformes, Cyprinidae. Gene Ontology annotation, cellular component: mitochondrion. Gene Ontology annotation, molecular function: pyridoxal phosphate binding; transaminase activity; ethanolamine-phosphate phospho-lyase activity. The transcript has 13 exons. Bases 131 to 1618 code for a protein of 495 amino acids.